Staurois parvus is the source of this 304-nucleotide messenger RNA. The record is from the annotation of a GenBank genome assembly. NCBI's taxonomy places the organism in Eukaryota, Metazoa, Chordata, Amphibia, Anura, Ranidae.
AUGCAGGAGACCUUUCUAUGCAUCAACUGGGCACCAGGGCUGGAUAAUUGCAUCUCCAUAUCGGGCUCUGAUGGAACCAUACAGAUCUAUGACACAGAAUCCUGGGAUGGGAUGUGAAAGAAAGAGAUGCGCUGUUGUUUACUCACAGAGGCCACGCUGUCAUGGGGGUGUGCGAGGACGGACGCGUUGUCCCCGGGUUACCUGUCACACCUGGCACCCCUGGAAAGAAAGGACUCUCAUAUCGGCAGCAAAUGAUGGUUCUUUACAUAUGUGGGACUGGCUGGACAGCUGUACUGGACUCUGA